AUGGCAAGCAAGACGGGCAAGACGUUGAGCAAUGCCACUCUCAGUUUACGAUUCAUGCAGAAUGCUCAGCGGGCGAAGAUGCAGGCACAAGUAGAGGCAGAACAGGCCAAGAUCAGGGACGAAGCAGAGUGGGAGGUUUCCAAGGAGGUCAAGGAGGCCUGGGGCAUCAGCUCAAUUUCAGGUUCAGAUAGAAGUGUGACUCACGAGACGUCCUAUGUUCCAUUCCUCUUUUCCUCGGAAGGGGUGGCGGCUGGACCGUCUCGGGUCAGAGGACGCAGGACGUUCAAUCACGGAGAAGAAACUAUACCCAAGGAGAAGAACGAUGCCACCGACGCAGAGAAGAAGGCGCCUGCAGACACCGCAGAACCGCCGCUAUCCACCAAACGUCCCACUUCGAUAUCUGGAUUUAAAGUGCCAGUUUCGACUACUCAAAUGGGUUCCAAGAAGGCACGAAAGAAGACGGUGCAGAUGCUCAUACAUGAGACUCCUGCUGUGCAGCUGCCCUUUUCAUUACCUGCAACACCGGAGACAGCAUCGGCCCCUGCACCUCUCACGACUGGCUUCAUGAAGCCAGCAGGGAUUGAUGAUCCCAUUGCCGGGCCCGGGAGCGCUCCAGCCGCACUCAAGAGGCAAAGAGAGCAGGAUCCAAUCCGAGAUCAUUCGGGAAUGGGUAGCGCGAAGCGGAAGAAGAGCACGAAUGUCUCAUAA
Sparassis crispa is the source of this 708-nucleotide messenger RNA. RefSeq lists its product as hypothetical. NCBI's taxonomy places the organism in Eukaryota, Fungi, Basidiomycota, Agaricomycetes, Polyporales, Sparassidaceae. The record is from RefSeq and is a predicted model, not a curated record. The transcript has 3 exons. Bases 1 to 708 code for a protein of 235 amino acids.